This is a messenger RNA of Geosmithia morbida, 978 nucleotides long. Its product is annotated as SCP protein. The transcript has a single exon. Lineage: Eukaryota; Fungi; Ascomycota; Sordariomycetes; Hypocreales; Bionectriaceae. Bases 1 to 978 code for a protein of 325 amino acids. The record is from RefSeq and is a predicted model, not a curated record. Gene Ontology annotation, cellular component: extracellular region.
AUGAAGACGUCCGCCUUCCUCGCUGCCGCCGGCGCUAUCGCCGCCAUGGCCGGUCCCAUUGACAAGCGUGCCUUGGAGACCGAAUGGGUCUGGGAGACCGUCACCGUCACCGUUACCGAAGGUCAGGUGGUUGCCGCCGCGUCCGCGACUGUCAACGUUGCCGAGAAGCCCACCACGACCAGCACCGUCAUCGCCGCGUCUUCGACGACGUCUACCGAGAAGGAGGAGACGACGGCGGCUCCCGUCCCCGCCGUCCCCGCCCCCAGCGCCAUCACCAUCGUCACGACCUGGUCCUCGGCCUGGUCCUCUACCUGGUCGUCCGAGAUCGAGCCCACGGUCGUGACCACGUCCAUCUCUCCCGAGACCACGUCUGCCAGCACGUCGACGUCUGCCGAAGCCGUGCUCAACCCCAUCGUCGCGCCCUCGUCGACGACGUCGUCGGCCGCCGCCCCGUCCAACACGCUCAGCUCCUACGCCGGCACCAUGGUGAAGCAGCACAACUACCACCGCGCCAACCACUCGUCGCCCGACCUGACCUGGGACUCUGACCUGGCCUCGUGGGCCCAGAAUACGGCCGAGACGUGCGUCUUCGCCCACGACAUGAGCCAGGGCGACGGCAACUACGGCCAGAACCUGGCCACGUACGGCUCCACCGGCGACAUCGACUCGGCCAUGGUCAACUCUGCCAGGAGCGCCGUCACCGACCAGUGGUACAACGGCGAGGUCAACUCGUGGUCCUUCUACGGCCUGGCCGACCCCCCCUCCGGCGCCAACCUCGAGGACUGGGGCCACUUCACGCAGGUCGUCUGGAAGUCUUCCACAAAGGUCGGCUGCUACACGGCUAAGUGCGCCGCCGGCACCGUCCUGUCCUACGACGCCUGGUACACCGUCUGCAACUACAACCCUCCCGGAAACUACGGUGGAGAGUAUGGCAAGAAUGUCCUCGAGCCUCUGGGUGCUGCUACUGUCUCCGUCUAA